This is a messenger RNA of Fusarium coffeatum, 1230 nucleotides long. RefSeq lists its product as uncharacterized. Gene Ontology annotation, biological process: protein N-linked glycosylation. NCBI's taxonomy places the organism in Eukaryota, Fungi, Ascomycota, Sordariomycetes, Hypocreales, Nectriaceae. The record is from RefSeq and is a predicted model, not a curated record. Gene Ontology annotation, cellular component: Golgi membrane. Gene Ontology annotation, molecular function: glycosyltransferase activity. The transcript is spliced from 3 exons. The coding region runs from base 1 to 1230 and encodes 409 amino acids.
AUGCGACCUCAUAACUCGAGCACGUUUUCCUCGUUCUCGACCCAGAACAAGGGUUUCUUCAGCAGACAUAUGCGACGACUAUCGAGCAGCCUUCCUCAAUUUCAAGGACAGCGCGACAACUGGAAAGAGAAGGGCGGGCGAGGACCACGAUGGAUUCGAAAAGUGCCGCUUGCCGGCAGGAUACGAUCGAUAUACGGACGAAUGGGAAGGAGACUCAAGAUGAUCUUGCUCUUCAUCCUGAUAGCCAUUCUCUGCUACACUGUUUUCUACACAACUCCUCUCGCCUACUACUGGCGAAGAUCGUUUGGCGGCGGUAACAAGUUUGUCAUUAUUUUGGGCGCAAACGUAGGAGGAGGUGUCAUGGAGUGGAAGGGCGCCAGAGAAUGGGCCAUCGAGCGAGACAGCGUGCGAAACAAGCGGAAAUACGUCAAUCGAUGGGGUUAUGACCUGGAGAUUGUCGACAUGAGCACCAAGAAGAAGUACGCGCACGAAUGGCGAGAGAGCUGGGAGAAAGUCGACUUCGUCCGAUCGACUCUGAGGAAAUAUCCCAAGGCUGAAUGGGUAUGGUGGUUGGAUCUGAAUACCUUCGUCAUGGAACCCUCGGUAUCACUCCAAGACCACAUCUUCAAUCAGCUCGAGCAAGUGACUGAGCGCGACAUCAACUACUUCAACCCUCGCAACAUCUCGCAUCCGUUCACCGAACCCUACCUCGAUGAGACGUCGCUAAGCCCUGUCGGGGACGGAAAGGCCAGCUCGAUCAACAUGCUUAUGACGCAGGACUGCGCUGGCUUUAACCUAGGCUCGUUCUUCAUGCGACGUAGCGAAUGGACUGAUCGACUUCUCGACGUGUGGUGGGACCCGGUCACAUACGAGCAGAGGCACAUGCAGUGGGAGCACAAAGAACAAGAUGCGCUGGACCAGCUGUACCAAACACAGCCAUGGGUGCGCAAGCAUAUUGGUUUCCUCCAUCAGCGGAAGAUUAACAGUUUCCCACCUGGAGCUUGCAAUCCCGAUGGCGGUCCCAAGAACCCGCACAUCCAUUAUGAUGAGAACCAGCGCGACUUUCUGGUCAACAUGGCGGGCUGCGAAUGGGGCCGCGACUGCUGGGGCGAGAUGUACUACUACCGAGAGUUCAGUUACUGGCUCAACCGCAACCCAUGGGAGCGCUUCAAGGAAGACCUCAUUGCAGUCAUCUGGUUCAAACUCACUGGCCAGAAGGUCAAGUUGUGA